Molecule: messenger RNA, 2588 nt
Organism: Paramacrobiotus metropolitanus
Lineage: Eukaryota; Metazoa; Tardigrada; Eutardigrada; Parachela; Macrobiotidae
Exons: 5
Coding region: 246-2453 (735 amino acids)
Molecular function (GO): protein binding
Source: RefSeq, a predicted model, not a curated record
AGUGAUCUGCUUGCGUUAGAAAAUAACGUUGAGUACAGUAAUUUGAACUAAUUUGUAAGUAGUGUAAUACAGAUAUGUACAGUAUAUUCAUGCGUUACAUAAGUUAUUAGUAAACAGGAAAUAGGAAUUGCGUUUGAUAUCAUCGUACCACUUCUCAAUUUCCCGUCGCUUGCUCAGUUAAGUAUCCAUCACGCGAGGACGAAUUGUUUUACCUAUAGCCUACGGCCCUACAGGCUACAGAAAUCAUGGCAUGUUGUAUCGCUCAUCUUGCAAGGAUCCCGACGAAGUGCUUGAGCCAUCAUAUAAACCUUGCAGCAAUAAGAAAAAUUGGGAGACUCGGGAUUCGGGGGAGCAGAUUCACUGUCUCAACGAGGGACGCUCCGUUGAACGACCAAACACGUUGGUUUGGCACGGUUACUCCUUGUUUCACCAUUAAGGAUGCGGAUCGUACGAAGACCACAGAGUUAAAAAAAGGACAUCAGCCACAGCAGAAUUCAUCGAACAUUCAGCUGCGAAUCGACAGCAAAAUAUUUUCCGUGAACAAAGACGCCCUGAUCCAAGGCUCACCGUACUUCGCCGCCAUGUUAAGUGGACAUCUCCCGGAAAAUAACACCACCAGCAUCGUGCUCCAUCGACCCGCGAACGUCCAUCAUCCAACACUGGUCACAUUGGUAAAACACUUGAGCAGUGGAGACCGCAUUUACAAACUAUCCUUUAAGCGCAAAGAUGCCGUUAAUUUGUGGAUGGCCGCCAAAUACUUGCAGAUGGACGGAGCCGUCGCGAAGGCUGAGCAUAUCCUGCGCGAGAUAAUGCGGCGACCGGAGAAUGUGUACCGAUUGUGGCGCCUGGCGCGCCGGGAUGGACUGCCGGAUCUGGAGAAACUAGCCGUAGCGAAGAUUCUCCAGCAACUUCCCCGCCGCUCCGAGUUCGCUGAGUCCGAAUUGUUUCUUCAGUGCAGUGUGGAAGAGGUCAUGGAUCUGCUGACUAAUGAGGCGUACAUUCCACAUUCCGAAACCGCAGUGUAUCGGGCAAUAGUGCGUUGGUGCAUGCACGACGCCGCCGAACGUAUGCAGUACAUACAUAAACUGUUGGAUGGAUACGUCGUGUGGGAUAGCAUGGAUAUUGAAUCGCUGAUAGCUUCCACUACCGGUCCACUGCAAGCCGCUUUAACACGAAUUCGUGCUGAUCGACACCGCGGUCUGAUGGGCGGUGGUAGGUCGCUCAAACGUGCGAUCCCGAAAGAAGCUAUCUUCUACCACAUGCGCGACGGGCACCCGCAUCAGCUUCUUCGCUUCGAUUUCCUCCGCAACGAGCUGACCAAGCUGGACACACCGCUGCAGGCGACGCUGGCCGAACGCUGGCCGACGAUCCAAGCCGAUGGUUUUGCGGUGGCCGUCGGAAGGGAACUGAUCGUCGGCACCACAUCGCCCGAUCCGUAUCAUCACGAAAUGAUGGCCAUGGACUGUAGCACCGGCUGCACACGGACGAUUAUGCUGCAGUCGCCCUUCAGCGGGUGCAUGUGCGUGGUGGCGGUGGGCAGUGAAGUGUACGGUGCUGGUACAGCGAUGAGUAGUCACAGCGAACGAUGGUACUGCUUCGAUGUGGCUACCGGGCAAGCCCGGGUAUCGGAGCUGCCUUUCUACACUUUUGAGAAGCCGGCUAUGCCGCCAAACAUUCCGCCGGGGAUGCAAAUGCUGAUGGAUGUACUGAUCGACGGUAUAGAGGCCGUGUACCUGCGAUAUUACCGCGCAUCUAUGGAGGCCUACCCUCUCCCUCACGGUCGAAUCUGGUUUUCAUCCGUCGGCUCCGUUGAUGAGAAGCACGACAAUCAUCCCGAGAGUAUGGUGGAGCUGUACGACAUCCAGACCAACAAAUGGACGAAACACACCGGUUGGACGGACGAACACAAGUUCCAUCAUCGCUGCGGGACGAUCGUCUUCCAAGGAUACCUGUACUUCAUGGGUGGCUGUGUGGACGCCGAGGAAUCGUUCUACUGGGAGAAAAAUGGAAAAGCUGUGACAGCCUGCUACCGUGUCUCCCUAAGCCACGCCCAACCCGAACCGGAGCGCAUCGCGGACCUAAACGUGGCGCGUUACCAACACUGCAUCUUCAUCAAGGACGGGCGGAUCUGGGUGUACGGUGGAACGACCCACGUGGCCGGGGACAAUCAGCGAAAACGGGCGCUGACGUCCUUUGAAGUGUACGAUGUCGAGGCUGAACAGUGGACCGUGGUGGAUGUGCCUAUGUCCAAGGAACUGCAGGCGGAAGUAGCUGGAGGGUAUUACGCGCAGAAGACAGUCUGUCUGCCGCUCCAGCAUCGUCUGUCGACGGUAUGCGAUGGUCGUAAUUUUCAGCGUCACGGCGAUUACGACGAAGAUAGAUAUUUUUAUCGAAUGUCCGAUAAAUUCAACGACAACCGGAAAGCCGAUUGGCCGGCUGGUUUGGAUGGUUGAUGCUGUGUUCUGCUAAACGUUCUUUUUUUUGCAUUUUUCAUUUUUUCUUACGGUUUUUGUGUUCACAGGGAUGAUAGUCUCCACUUCAUGCUGACUUUUAUCUACGCAUGUGAGCAAUAUUUUGUGGUCUAGAAC